GAGGUGUGGCUAUGUUACAGUGCAGCUUUAAAACCACACGUGGGUCGACGGAAAAGUUUUGAAGUCCAACACAGAGAAGUUUGCAAGGAUCGUCAAGGAAGAGAGAAGUUUAUCUGUCGAAAAGCUUUAUACAACCUACGCCUUUGCAAGAAGGUGAAAUGCCGUCGUACGCUCUAAAUCAGUUUAUUGAUUUGGAUGAAGUUCUGUGCAAGCAGCUUCUCAGUCUUGACCUCCGGGAACCUCCAAAGAUGUCUGCCUUGCCAGUUUCACCAGUCGGACACAAAAAAAUCAGACCCUCCUGUUCCUUCUCCUCCUCCUCGUGCUUGAGCGACUCCAAAGUCAACGCUGCGGGGACCACUGGCCAUUGGGGGCAGCCCGCCGACAUCCCUCUUCCCUCAAACUGGAACAAGAUGUCAUUCUGGGCCGAGCGUUCUGUCAGCAUGGUGGAGGGCAGCACCAGCAGCCUGGGAUGGGCCUCCACAGAGCCCGGCAGCUGCAAGCCGGCCUCAGCCAGCUCCUGCACUUCCCUGCCGUCCGUGUCGAUGGCGACAUCCACAGCCACGUCCACCACUUCGUCGCGCUACAAGACAGAGCUGUGCCGCACGUAUGCCGAACGCGGCAUGUGCAAGUACGGCAGCAAGUGCCAGUUCGCUCACGGCCUCGAGGAGCUGCGCGACCUCAACCGGCACCCCAAGUACAAGACGGAGCCGUGCCGCACGUUCCACUCAGUGGGCUUCUGUCCGUACGGCAUCCGCUGCCACUUUGUACACAACAACGAGGACGACGACCACGCGCACGCACACACUCGCCCGAAGCAGUUUUCCUCUUCCUCCUCAACAGGCCGUGUCCCAUCCCAGCGUCCCCCUCUCCUCAAACAGAGCUUCAGCUUCGCUGGCUUCCCCUCCAACCAUCCGCCGCCACCGCCCGCCAUGGACCCCACCCUGCCCCACGCCUACCUGCGCGCCCCAUCCCUCUCGCCGCCGGCUUCGUCCGACCUCUCCGAACUGCUCUCGCUCGCCUUCCACGACGUGGACGUGGCCUCUGCCUCCCUGGUAGCCGCAGCGGCGGCAGCCACCGCCGCGGCCUUGGAGGCCAGCGUCUGCGAUCCCCAGCCUCAGUUCCUGCCCUCGCCUGACUCUGGCUGCUCCUCCUGCAGCCUGGCCUCCUCCUCGGCGCUCCUCCCCCCCACACACAGCCUGCUGGAGCCAGCCGAGAGGUGCCUGCAGCAGAGCCCAACCGGAGGCCCCGGGGCCAUGCUGACCGCCGCCUCCUCCUCCUCCACUGCCAUGGGGGUGCGGAGCCUCUCCCACACGUCACUCUCCGACCAUGAGGGCGGGUGUGGUAGCUCUGCCAGCAGCCUGAGCGGCUCGGAUUCCUGCGCCUCGGGGUUCGAGGGCGUCGGCAAACGGCUGCCCAUCUUCAGCCAGCUGUCCGUGCCGGACGACGGCUUCUUCAGUGAGGGCAGCAGCACAGGCUUCUUCCUGUAGAUUGGUGGACUCCAGCCUUCCCACCCCCCAACCCCCCGUUUUUUUCUAUUUGACAUGAAAGAUCUAGCAUAUACUGUGGUAUAUCUACUGUAUUGUACAGGCAGGUGCCUUGACAUUUUUUUUUUUUUUUUUUUUUUUUUCUUUCUUUUGUCUAAAGAAGGAAAUAUAAUCGACAGGUUGGAAAGCGAAUCAGAGUGGUGUAAAGCAUAUUGUACUUUUGUUUUGCUGAAAGAAUAUGAAAGAAUGACCAUCUCUAAAUAGUGUGGCCUUAAAAACAGGCUGUUAAAAAUGACCUGCAGUAUUGCUGGAAAAAAAAACAAACCAACAUUUGAGUAAACAAAUGUUAUUGUUCCCAGAACUAGAAAUUUCAUUGUGAAAAGCCAAAGACCAGGGUUUAAGAGUUAUCAAGUUUGUUGAAUGAAUUCAGUGUUUGUGUCGUUUUAUACUUUUUGGAUAAAGGCGCUUUUUCCAAUGCACACAGUGUUCAGACGUGCCUAAGAGCAGACCUCUUCCAAACUGGCUGCAGUUUUAAAAUGCUAAAGUGCCUGUAAGUUGUUUUAACAGGUUUUUGUUAAGCUGCAAUAUCAUUGUGUGUUGAAGGGACCUUUCUCCUUUUUUUUCCUCUCCCUUGUCUAACUUUUUGUACUGAUCAAUGCUUCAUGGUUCUCUAACUAGAUUUUGAGACGAUGGCUUGACUUUGUUUUUUUCCCACAACUUUAACUACUACAUAGAAACUGGGUGGCUUAAUGUAAAAAAAGAAAGCAUUUGGGUUACUGAUUUGAAGGACGGGAGGGUUAUUGUGGGACGCUCAAGCCCCAGGUGUAGUGAAUUGUAUUGUGUAUAUUUUAGUGUCUAGGAAAAAAGUAGUGUAAUUUUCUUUUUGUUUCUGACCUUUUUUAUAGCUGUUCACAAUGAUGGGUCCCGUAUUUCUUUUGAUUGUAUGAAAUGCCUUUUGGUGGCUGUCAUGUUACACACCGUAGUGUUUAAGGAGAAUCUUUAGUAAAUUAAUUUUUAUUUAUUUUAUUGUAUUUAUAGAGAACAUGCAUUGUGUUUCCUUAAUGUUUAAGUUUAAUAUAUUGGUUUCCUUUUUGUACUGAAAAAUAAACCUUUUUUAAGCGCA
Alosa alosa (allis shad) is the source of this 2607-nucleotide messenger RNA. RefSeq lists its product as uncharacterized. Gene Ontology annotation, molecular function: metal ion binding; mRNA binding. NCBI's taxonomy places the organism in Eukaryota, Metazoa, Chordata, Actinopteri, Clupeiformes, Clupeidae. The transcript is spliced from 2 exons. The record is from RefSeq and is a predicted model, not a curated record. The coding region runs from base 159 to 1487 and encodes 442 amino acids.